Messenger RNA from Haliotis rubra (blacklip abalone), 7145 nucleotides. Its product is annotated as spondin-1-like. Gene Ontology annotation, cellular component: extracellular matrix. The transcript has 14 exons. NCBI's taxonomy places the organism in Eukaryota, Metazoa, Mollusca, Gastropoda, Lepetellida, Haliotidae. The coding region runs from base 437 to 3163 and encodes 908 amino acids. Gene Ontology annotation, molecular function: serine-type endopeptidase inhibitor activity. The record is from RefSeq and is a predicted model, not a curated record. Gene Ontology annotation, biological process: cell adhesion.
UGCCCGCCUAACUGGGUCUAUCGAAUCGUGGACCGUGUGCUUGGCUUAGACAUAAGGCUGUUAGCGUUCGGUUGGAUAUCUCCGUUGAUUUCGCUAACCCAACGAUCAUAUGUUCCACUGCUCUACAAUCAAUUGUUGGCCGCUAUCGGCUAGAUGCAUGGUACAUGUGUAUUUGUCGUGAUAAACUGACAGACAUGCUCAUAAUCUGUGACGUCAGAAAGAAAGGGGCGGAGUUAGCAGUGACCGUAAGCCAAUGAGAGAUCUCCCGACUAGGACACUCGUAUCGCCUUGGAAUAUCUACUGACUGCCUUUACACUACGGCCUAUGCAUGAAAACUACCGAUAGGGUGUACACAAGUUUUCGUGGUGUUUGUGGAUAACUGUACGGAGACAAGGCUAGCUCGGGAUUUUGUGGUCGGCUAGAUGAGUGUCGACUGAUGGUGAACUUGAACACGAUGUCGCGAGUGAAAGGAUUACCGUGUGUUUUUACCUGUGUUUUAUUGCUGAUCGCGUUGGCACGUGUGUCCGAGUCAUAUGACUAUGCAAAGAGGAUAUGUGCCCGAUUGCCCAUUCACACUACCGAGCUGAUAUCAUCCGGGAAUAAUGGAUUUAAGAUAACUAUCGAAAGUGACACCGAAUCGGACAUCACGAAAUAUCGACCAGGUGAACAGUACACAGUGAUUCUUGAAGGCAGGGGGAACCAGACGUUGCUAGGUUACAUGUUGGUAGCAGUGCCACAAGGAGCCAAAGAAGAGAAUGUGACAGUUGGCCACUUUGAUGUCACCUCGUACCUCGGGUAUGUGAGGGAUUUGAUGAAAGAGGGCAUCUGUGACCACCAUGUCAUGUCCCACUACUUCCUGGCGGACAAGAACAGUAUCCGAAUGCAGUGGAAGGCGCCUACCAAGAGUGCCGGCUGUGUUGAGUUCAGGACUACAGUCAUCGAGUCAUCUCGGAUCUGGUACAAGGACAGUGGCCCCUUGGUCAAGGUGGUCUGUGAGGAAAUGACCCAGCAGGAUUCUGGGGUCAAUGUUCCGGAGAAUGCUCCGUCUCACUUGCAGCAGAAGCAGGAAUGCUGUGCUUGCGGUCACGCCAAGUAUGUCAUCACAUUCAAGGGGCUGUGGUCACGUCAUACCCAUCCCAAAAACUUCCCCACCGGAGACAGUGCAUUUCUUCUGCAUUGGUCCAACAUCGUCGGCGCCUCUCACAGUAACGACUACCGUAUCUGGGACUAUGGCAGUUACGCGUCUGAAGCUGUGCGAGAAGUCUGUGAAUACGGCUCUUCCCGUUCCCUCACAGAAGACAUGAAGAGAAAUAGCAAGAAGAUCCGGACCGUGGUGAAGACGGACUCCCUGUGGGGUCCAGACCGGAUCCUUGACUCCGUGGAUGCAGUGUUCACAGUCAACACCAAGAAGCAUCUUCUCUCACUUCUCACCAUGAUCGGGCCCAGCCCGGACUGGUGUUUAGGAAUUAGUGCCUUUGACAUGUGCCAGAAGAACUGUUCCUGGGCCGACAGCCAGGAGAUCGACCUGUACCCUUGGGAUGCUGGUACCGACAGUGGAGUGUCAUACGAGUCUCCAAAUCAAGAAUCCGAACCAAAGGAGCAAAUCCAUUCAAUCACCAACUCCAUCAUCAGAAAUCGGGCUUCACCGUUCUUCGGGCCUAAGCCAAUCAAACCGAUGGGAAGGCUGAUUCUGAAGAAAACAUAUGAAGCAUGCUCCAGUGAUCAUGGCGAGACCAAUUCGGCAGAGGAGUCACCCAGCACGGACGAACUGGUCAGCGAGAUGAAGAAGAAGAUGAUGAUGCAGAAGAAGCAACAAAUGGAGAAAUGUGCCACCAGUCAGUGGAACGAAUGGGGAGAGUGCUCCAACCCAUGCGGGAACGGUAUGCGACAGCGCCGCCGGAUGUUCAAGAACCCCGGCAUCACGCAGUCCAUGUGCAACGUGGAGAUGAUGGAGAAGGAAACAUGUGUAGGAAACACAGGCUGCAACGCCAAACGUCGCAAGAUGCAGAACUUCAAGUUCCGGCAUUCGAAGGGGGUUGAUGUCAACAACGUGUGCGCUGUGACACCGUGGUCUGACUGGUCACCCUGUAGCCGGACCUGUGGUCUUGGGAUGAAGGAGAGGUGGAGGAUGUUCCUGAGGAAAUCCCAUAGGACGGAUGACUGUGGUGUACAUCUCCAGGAAAAGGAUCUCUGUAGAGGCACCAUCCCAGACUGUGACAUGGCAGCCAAGAUGAAGAACUACACCGCCAUCUGCAACGAGGAUGCUGAUACUGGUCCGUGUCGGGGUAUGUUCAUCAGGUGGUUCUACAACGCUUCCAUGCAGAAAUGUCAAGCAUUUACCUAUGGAGGUUGCCGUGGAAACGAGAACAAGUUUGACACACAGGAGGAAUGUGUGGAGCUGUGUGCUGAACACAUGAUGGAGGUGAAUCGAAAGCAGAUGAUGAUCGAGAAACAGAUGAUGAUGAAGAAGCAGAUGAUGCAGAAAGAGUUGAUGCAGAAGCAGGAGAUGAUGAAGAAACAGGCUAUGAUGAAGAAACAGCGAAUGGAAGCUGAAGAAGAGAGGGAAGGACAGUCACUGACAUUCUCACACAUGGACCUGAAGACGCUCAUGAUGAAGAAGAAGAUGAUGCAGCAGUCGGCCAACUUGAAGAUGGAGAGGGCGCUUUCAGACGAGAUCAAACGGAGGAGGAAGGAGAGGCGGAUGAUGAAGCAGAAGAAGAAGAUGGAGAGGAGGAAGAGGCGACACAGGAAGGAGCAUUCGAGGUCAGGGGUUAACUGCAUGGUCACCCCCUGGUCUGAUUGGUCGGAAUGUUCGGUCACGUGUGGGAAGGGCAUGAUGACCAAGUCGAGGAUGAUCAAGGUGCAACCACAGAAUGGUGGCCGGAAGUGCCCAAGGAAACUCGUGAAGAAGAAGAAGUGUAAAGUGGAUAGAUGCCCUAUUGACUGUGAGCUGAGUCAGUGGGCAGACUGGCAGGAGUGUUCAGCCACAUGCGGCAAGAAAUCUGUCCAGGUCCGGCGCCGGAAGGUCCUGCAGAAGGCCAAACAUGGCGGUACUCCCUGUGCAGCUCGGAGGGAGAAGAGGUUCUGCAGUUUGCCGAUGUGCCCCAAUGAAGAUCUGGAGAAGGAUAUGCGUAGGUUUAUGCUCUUCCAUCGGCGCUACUAACCAAUCAAUGUUUGCGCUCCUGCAACCAUGUGACCUCUAGUAACCAAUCGGCAGCAAGACUUCAAUACAUCGUGCCUUGACCUCUCAUAGGGAAGAGGCCACUAUCUUGCCAAGCAAGAGCAAGUUAUCAUAUCAGAAACUCAGUCUUGUGAACAUAGAGGACCGGUGCUUCAGUGUGUGCAACUGAUGAAUUUCAGAGCGUCUGUUGCCGAAACUCAACAAGACUUCCAGUUAGUUCAGUAGAUGGUCCACUGUUGGAAGACUGUUGGCUGACCUGCCUUCUGUACAUAGAUGUACCUUGUGUCUGUUUGUGCCUUGUUAGAACUGUGACAAUGUGUUCAUGCAUGCAUCUAGCUCCGUAUCCCGACGCCAGGCCUGCCUGUAUAUGCUGCCCCCCACCUAGCAUCAUGCAGGUGUGCGAUACUAACCCAGCGCUCUGCAUGUAUUUAAUGCCACCUGUACCAGCAACCUAAAUGCUUGUCCACUACCUUGUGUUCCAAUUUAACAGGUUAUGUGCCUUAAGUACAUUACAAAGCGGUAUUGAAUGACCAAAAUGAUAUUUUUAAGUAAAAAGCAAUGAAUUAGCAUUGUGUAACUUUUCAAGUUCAAGGAUGAAUUGAUUUCUUUCAUUCAAUAAUCUACUAUCUGCACUGCAUUUUCUUUAAGAGUAAGUGACAUUUUAAGACUGAGUUAAUACUCUCAGCUAUGACAGUAACAGCAAUCACUCCAUGUGCACCAUGCACCGCCAACAUAUCCUGUCACUGCACUACACCAUUUGUUGCUUAGCUGGUCUAAGGGAGGUAACUCCAAAUAUGCAGAUUCACAGCAAUAAUGUCCGAACCUAUAGCUAGGUUCCUUCUGUGCACGUUCACGAACUGCAUAAGCAUAUUUGUAUUGCCGAUACUUAUUACAAGGAUAAUUUGUUAUCCAUGUUUUUAAAUACCAUAAUAUGAUGUUUUUAUGGGUCACAAGAUUUUCUUCAUUUUGAAUCACAAGUUCUGUAUCAGGGAUUUUACUGUCUGUUUAAUGUAAACUUAAUCAUAAUUUAAACUCUGAUUUUGUUCACUAUCCUUAUCCUAAGACUCUAACAGAUAUAUACUGACUGCAAGCUUUACUAAAUUCACUUGAUACAUCGUGUGUUAAUAAUAAGUAUUUUCUUGAAUAAAUAUGACUUAUUAUAAAAGAUGUUCUAGCAUAUUUUGCAUCAACAAUUUCUCUUAAGUACAUCUGCUUGAAGAUUAAAAUCUUUAUGUUCUAGGGUUUUUACAUGAAAUAUCAGCUAAAUUUCAAAAUAAAACUGAAUAAUAAAUAUUUUCCUGAUGUCAUCAUAUCAAUGCUUGAUUUCUAAUCCAGCAAGCUCACAAAAUAACUGUCAACUGAAGAUACUCUACAGUGUUCAAUCCACAGCACGUACAAUAGUUACCCUAAUAAUAUACACGCUUACUUAAAACAUACCUAAAAUGGUACUUUGGAUAAAGACUACUUUGGUCGUGAGCAAAUGUUGAGUAGUUGAUUAGAAUCAUAUUAUCUAAACCCAUUGCUUUGAUGUCUGUAAUUUGACUGGGUUCAUUUGCUUACUCCUUUAAUUUGAAAAUGUCCUUCCUACCUAUUUGAAUUAUUAGACUGAUUACGGUUGUCAGUUGUUUUAUAUACUGAAACCAGGAAGUAGAACAUGUCAGCUGAAAAAGUUGCCGUCAUUGUUCUGUAGGUAUGGGGUAAUGACUGAAAUUUCAACUUACAAAUCGAUGAUGUGUUGAUUUUUUUAAAGGGGCUCAUCAUAUUUGAACUUGUAUAUGAGUUUUUAGUGACAACAAUUGCACUCCGAAGUGUUUCAUUAUGUCUCAUUCAAUAAUUUUUUAAAACAAUUAUCAAUAAAUUUAUGUUAUUUCGGUGUAUGACAUAUAUCGUACAUUGGUGAUUGAUGUGGAAAUUGUAAAUGUAUUUUUUAAAAUGAUGUCAUGCAAUCAAAUCAGGUCGGACAUACUGUUACUACAGUUUAGGUUCUUCUUAUAUCAAAUUUAGUAUUUGCAAAGUGAUUAGUUUUCAGGACAACAGCACCUGUAACUAGGGAAGACCCACUCUGUGUUUAUGCAGUCUCUUAGGGAUGAGACUCGACUCACCUGAUACCCCUGGUUCAAAUAAUGAGAUGUUCCUUUGCUUUGAUGUGAAUACUGAUUGUUUGAUGAUAUUUUCACCUAUGGAAUAGGGUAUUUUCCUUCAGAGAAAAGAUUCUUUCAUUAUUUCUAGGAUGGUAAGGUGUGCUUUGAGGCAGGUGGUCCUCGUCAAGUUGUAAAGUGCUUUCAUUGUAUAUUGUAGAUAGAAAAGUUGUUAUUGAACAUUGAUGUACAUUGUUUUAGAGAGGGUAGAUAUUAAGCCAGCUUCCUGCAUCAUUCCAAUUCAGUUGUUAGUUACUGUAUUCAACAUCUUAAGCAUCCCUGGCUCAAAGUGUCUUUGUGUUGGCUACCAAACCCAUUUUAUUCUAAUGAGAUAAAUCUUUAUAUAUUUAAAAAAUAAUUUUUACAAAAAUAUGAAAAUUGUCACUACAGGGUGGAAACCUCUUAAACUUACAGGGUACUUGAAACAAAAAUUUAAAAUCUUGUAACACUUAGCGGUGUGGGGCUUAAUAGAUUGAAUACGGUACUUGAGUUUGAUUGCUGAAAUCAUUCUUUUUACAUCUGAGUGAUAUGGAUCAUAAUUUGAUGAAAGGUUGUUAUCUCAUGGAACUGAUCAUCAUUGUUCAUCAUGAAGAUCAAGAAGACACAGUGUGAUGAAACAAGUGGUUGAUAGUGUGAGUACUCAUUCAUUGCCUGGGAUAUGACACUGAAUGGUCAGCGUUCUGUGUUAUUGAUCCAGGUUUCACACCAUCCAUCACAUGCAGCCAUUGUGACCACAUAAUCCACCAUUUUUCUCACAACUGGCUCUGGAUUGUAGAGAUCAGACCACACAACCGACUUCUUGACCUGGAACCUUAGAGCAACCAACAAGACAACUCAUGAUGCAUUUCAAGCAUAUUCAGAAAUUAACGGAAUGGCUACAGCAAUUGAAUAUUUCAUCAUAAAAGAAACAUAUAAUUUAAAAUUGCAAGAAAUUCCUAUAUUAAUUAAUGGUGCAGUAGUUAAAAAUCAAUUUAUUUACAAAACCUUGGAUAUGAAGAAUUAUUUAUAUGUGAAUGUCCAUUUAAUAUUUUAAAAUAUUUACAAAGAAUGUCCAUCUAGAAUAAAAGUAGAUUUUUUCUGCACAAAGAUUAGAAUUACAAAAGCUUUGCUUUAUAUUGCAGUCGCUGGCUACAAGAUUGUAUAUAUGUGUUGUGCUUCUGCCCAAGCUGUGUAAGAGAUACCUCACUACUAGAUAUUUAUUGAUGUUUAUGGUAUAUUUGUAUUACCACUGGUGCAUUUAAUGUCACUGUCGCUCUGAUAGCCACAUACUAUUUGGCUACCACUCAUUUAUUCUUGUAGACAUUUUAUACAAAAGUUGUAAAAUAAUAUAACUAAAUGAUAUUGUUCCACCAUUAAAAUAUCCCGUCAUUUGUUUUAAUUUUGAAAAAUAAAAUCUAAAAUUUGAAAAAAUUAUUCAUGACUGCUUAUAAUUUAAGGCCUUUGAAAUAUUUAAGGCCUAAAUUGCCGUACCGAUUGUAUUGAAAUAUAGUUUGCAUAAACAAUUAUUUAUUUUUUUUAUAGUAUUUAAUAAAUGUGGUAGCUACUCUUUUUGAGUGUGUGUUUAUGAUUAAAAAGGCCAAAGAUUAAUAGAUCUCGACUUUGAAUUUGAAAUAUCUUUUUCUGGAGAGAAAAAUGACAACUCUUACCUUUCUUUAAGGUAAAGUGUACAAAAAUUAUGACUAAAUUGAAAUAUGAACGAGCAAUAAAUGUAUAUGCCAGUUUGAUAGGGUGAUGCCCUCUGUACAUUAUGUGGUCAAUAUUUUGUUAUGUAAAUGUGAUAUUGAACUGUACCACUUACAAUAAAAUAAUAAACAAAAUACUACCAA